AGAAGAGUCUCGAGCAUACUUUCUCACCCUUGAUACGAAUGUCCACGAAACUCUCAGAAAAUUCAGGAGCAACAUGUCACAGGUCCCCACCAUCGAUAUACUGCUCAAUCUCGUUCCCGAGCGACCAGUAGUCGUGCUCGAAAAAUUGCGAGCCCAUCCCGCUCUGGCCCACAAGCAGGAUAUGCAUGGCUAUAGUCUUGUUCACGCAGCUGCAUCUUACGGUCAUUCAGAAUUACUCAAGGCUCUGAUUGAAGACUUUUCCGUCGAUCCUAACAUCAAAGACGAGGAUGGCGAAACGGCCUUGUUUUCUGUCGAGGAUGUGACCAUGGCGAAAGAACUUCUCGAUCUGGGGACUGAUCCGCAGUCACGCAACGAUGAGGGUCAAGUCGCUGCUGAGAAGCUCGCGGACGAUGACGAGCAACCGGCCGUAGCUGCGUUUUUGAGGGACGUGGCAGGCUCUGCAGCGUCUGGCAAUGGUCUGACCCCUCUGCCCAACGGCGAUGCCCACUCAAGUCAUCAUCCCCCGCCUCUACCAAAUGGUCUUGAGCUCAACAUUGGGACCAUGAUGCCGGAGGAAGAAGCCGCAGAUCCGGAGUUCAGGAGACGAAUCGAGGAGCUCGCAGCAAGGAGCGACUUCGAGACAGAGGAAGGUCAGCAAGAACUGCGCAACAUCAUCAUGGAUGCGCUCUCGGGAUCAGCAGGUGGCGAUGCGCAGGGGCCGCCGGCGUCGCGAAGACGGAUUGAUGGAUCUGACCGCACUUGAUAUCAAUUCUUUCAAAUGUGAUCUUCUUUCAAGCACUCGCGCCCGCUGGCUGACUCCACAUCGCUUCCCGGCUUCAACUCUCAGUCUCGACUUAAAGCUAGUUUUUCUUAUCGAUGGUGACCUCUGUCGACCGAGAUGGUAGAGAUAUGCUCGUGUGGUACUCCAUCAUUCUGUGGGACAUUGCCACCAAACAUGGAGAAGAAGUCAACUGAACAGCAAAAAUUGACGACACGCACGGGGAGACACUCGUGGUAGAGUCGACUGAACAGUGAAGAGCUCUGCACUUGAUCGACAACAAAGUCGGAGAUGGGGAGGCCUAGAGCACAGCGUGUCAGUGUGGAGUGGGCAUGAGCUUCAAUCAGUAUAUAGCUAGCCCGUCUCUGACGCUGAAGGAAAACUGCCAGUCGGCAUACUACGCUGGAGCCUCAUCAAAAUGUAAAUUUCGGCUCUAGUUAAGACCACAA
Molecule: messenger RNA, 1227 nt
Organism: Sphaerulina musiva SO2202
Lineage: Eukaryota; Fungi; Ascomycota; Dothideomycetes; Mycosphaerellales; Mycosphaerellaceae
Exons: 2
Coding region: 74-763 (229 amino acids)
Molecular function (GO): protein binding
Source: RefSeq, a predicted model, not a curated record